AUCUAUUGAAUGUUUGUUCUAAAUGGAUAUAUAAAGUGUGCGACGCGAGGAUAGUUGCAUAGGCUUCAGUGGAAGACGAUAAGCAUCAUGAAAUUUGCACUACUGCUUGUUAUGGCUCUCGCCGCAGUUCAGGCUGCACCCAGACCCGAACUAAUCUGGAGCAGUGCUGCGGCAGCCAGCAAAAGCUCUUCCUCAUCGAUCAGCAGCGAACAGAGUAGUAGCAGUUCUGAUUCCUCCUCAAGCUCUAGUUCACAGAGUAGUUCUGCCAGUAGCUUUGAGACAGCAUCUUCAAAUCUCAGCGAGGCAGCAAGCAGCAGUAGUGCUAAAUCAUCCAGUGUUAGUAAUGCAGUAAGUGGCAGUAAUGCCUCCUCAGGAAGCAUAGCAUCAAGUGCGAGUAAUGCGGCAAGUGGCAGUAACGCUUCCUCAGGUAGCAUAGCAUCGAGUGCAAGCAAUGCGGCAAGUGGCAGUAACGUUUCCUCAGGUAGUAUAGCAUCGAGUGCAAGCAAUGCGGCAAGUGGCAGUAACGCCUCCUCAGGAAUCAUAGCAUCGAGUGCAGGCAAUGCAGCAAGUGGCAGUAACGCCUCCUCAGGAAGCAUAGCAUCAAGUGCUAGUAAUGCAGCAAGUGGCAGUAACGCUUCCUCAGGUGGCAUAGCAUCGAGUGCAAGCAAUGCGGCAAGUGGCAGCAAUUCUUUAUCUUCUGGUGAUUUAACUGGCUCAUCCAGUACUAGCAAUGCAUCAAGUAACGCGGCAAGUAGCAGUAAAUCUGCAUCUAAUAACGGCAGCUCUAUAACUUCAAGUGCCAGCAAUGCCGCAAGUAAUGCAGCAAGCAGUAGUAACACUUCUUCCAAGAACUCUAAAGCUGCUAGUUCCAGCAAUGCCGCCAGUAGUAGUAAUUCCUCAUCAUCUUCCGAUAAUGAUUCUGAUUCAUCUAGUGCUAGCGAUGCAUCAAAUAAUGCAGCAAGUAGUAGUAAUUCUGCAUCUAGCAACAAUGGCUCCAACUCUUCAAGUUCCAGUAAUGCAGCAAGCAAUGCAGCAAGCAGUAGUAACACUUCAUCUAAGAACAGUAGCUCUAAAGCCGCUAGUUCCAGCAAUGCCGCUAGUAGCAGUAAUUCCUCAUCAUCUUCUGAUAAUGAUUCUGAUUCAUCCAGUUCUAGCGAUGCUUCAAGUAACGCAGCAAGUAGUAGUAAAUCUUCAUCUAGCAACAAUGGUUCUAACUCCUCAAGUUCCAGCAAUGCAGCAAGCAAUGCUGCAAGUAGCAGUAACACUUCUUCCAAUAAUAAUAGCUCGAACACCGCUAGUACUAGCAACGCAUCAAGUAACGCAGCAAGUAGUAGUAAAUCUGCAUCUAGCAACAAUGGAUCUAACUCUUCAAGUUCUAGUAAUGCAGCAAGCAAUGCAGCAAGCAGUAGUAACUCUUCCUCUAAGAACAGUAGCUCUAAAGCCGCUAGUUCCAGCAAUGCUGCCAGUAGUAGUAAUUCUUCAUCAUCUUCCGAUAAUGAUUCUGAUUCAUCCAGUUCUAGCAAUGCAUCAAGUAAUGCAGCAAGUAGUAGCAAAUCUGCAUCUAGCAACAAUGGUUCUAACUCUUCAAGUUCCAGUAAUGCAGCAAGCAAUGCAGCAAGCAGUAGUAACUCUUCCUCUAAAAACAGUAGCUCUAAAGCCGCUAGUUCCAGCAAUGCUGCCAGUAGUAGUAAUUCUUCAUCAUCUUCCGAUAAUGAUUCUGAUUCAUCUAGUUCCAGCGAUGCAUCAAGUAAUGCAGCAAGUAGUAGCAAAUCUGCAUCUAGCAACAAUGGUUCUAACUCUUCAAGUUCCAGUAAUGCAGCAAGCAAUGCAGCAAGCAGUAGUAACUCUUCCUCUAAAAACAGUAGCUCUAACGCCGCUAGUGCCAGCAAUGCCGCCAGUAGUAGUAAUUCCUCGUCAUCUUCCGAUAAUGAUUCUGAUUCUUCCAGUUCUAGCAAUGCAUCAAGUAAUGCAGCAAGUAGUAGCAAAUCUGCAUCUAGCAACAAUGGUUCUAAUUCUUCAAGUUCCAGCAAUGCUGCGAGCAAUGCAGCAAGCAGCAGUAACUCUUCCUCUAAGAACAGUAGUUCUAAAGCCGCUAGUUCCAGCGAUGCCGCCAGUAGUAGUAAUUCCUCAUCAUCUUCCGAUAAUGAUUCUGAUUCAUCCAGUUCUAGCAAUGCAUCAAGUAACGCAGCAAGUAGUAGCAAAUCUGCAUCUAGCAACAAUGGUUCUAACUCUUCAAGUUCUAGUAAUGCAGCAAGCAAUGCAGCAAGCAGUAGUAACUCUUCCUCCAAGAACAGUAGCUCUAACGCCGCUAGUUCCAGCAAUGCCACUAGUAGCAGUAAUUCCUCAUCAUCUUCUGAUAAUGAUUCUGAUUCGUCCAGUUCUAGCGAUGCAUCAAGUAACGCAGCAAGUAGUAGCAAAUCUGCAUCUAGCAACAAUGGUUCUAACUCUUCAAGUUCCAGUAAUGCAGCAAGCAAUGCAGCAAGCAGUAGUAACACUUCUUCCAAUAACAGUAGCUCUAACGCCGCUAGUGCCAGCAACGCUGCAAGUAGCAGUAACUCUUCUUCCGACAACAGUAGCUCUAACGCCGCUAGUGCCAGCAAUGCUGCAAGUAGCAGUAACUCUUCUUCCGACAACAGUAGCUCUAACGCCGCUAGUGCCAGCAACGCUGCAAGUAGCAGUAACUCUUCUUCCGACAACAGUAGCUCUAACGCCGCUAGUGCCAGCAAUGCUGCAAGUAGCAGUAAUUCUUCUUCCGACAACAGUAGCUCUAAUGCCGCUAGUGCCAGCAACGCUGCAAGUAGCAGUAACUCUUCUUCCGACAACAGUAGCUCUAACGCCGCUAGUGCCAGCAAUGCUGCAAGUAGCAGUAACUCUUCUUCCGACAACAGUAGCUCUAACGCUGCUAGUGCCAGCAAUGCUGCAAGUAGCAGUAACUCUUCUUCCAACAACAGUAGCUCGAACGACGCUAGUGCCAGCAAUGCUGCAAGUAGCAGUAACUCUUCAUCCAACAACAGUAGCUCUAACGCCGCUAGUGCCAGCAACGCUGCAAGUAGCAGUAACUCUUCUUCCGACAACAGUAGCUCUAACGCUGCUAGUGCCAGCAAUGCUGCAAGUAGCAGUAACUCUUCUUCCAACAACAGUAGCUCGAACGCCGCUAGUGCCAGCAAUGCUGCAAGUAGCAGUAACUCUUCGUCCAACAACAGUAGCUCUAACGCCGCUAGCGCCAGCAACGCUGCAAGUAGCAGUAACUCUUCUUCUAGCAACUCUUCUAGUGCUAGUGAGUCUUCAAGCAGUAGUUCUAGUUCUUCUUCAUCCAGCGAGGAAGAAUCCAGUUCUAGCUCCUCGUCCAGAUCAAGCGCUCAAUCUAGUUCAAGCACUAAAACUGUUACUUGGCUGGUGGAAGGUAAUAUAGAAUUCACUACAGGGAGCAACAUGAAAUUACUUCUACUUCUUGUUUUGGGCCUAGUGGCAGUUCAGGCCGGUCUGAUCAAACCAAGACCUAAACCAGAAUCAUGGAGCCUGAGCGAUGCCGAAAGUAGUAGUAGUUCCUAUUCAUCCAGCAGCAGUGAGAAAAAGAGUAGCAGAAAAGAUGGAAGCAGCUCAGAGUCGUCAUCAAGUAGCCAUUCAGAUAGCAACAGCAGCUCCUACUGGUCUGACAUAAGAAGAUUAGGAAGUAAAUCCUCCAGUGACAGUUACUCAGGUAGUAGCAGUAAUUCUUCCUCUAGAAAGGAUUCCAACUCUUCGAGCUCAAGUUACUCAGGAAGUAACAGCAAUGCCUCUUCUGGAAAGGAUUCCAACUCUUCGAGCUCCAGUUACUCAGGAAGUAGCAGCAAUGCCUCUUCUGGAAAGGAUUCCAACUCUUCGAGCUCCAGUUACUCAGGAAGUAGCAGCAAUGCCUCUUCUGGAAAGGAUUCCAACUCUUCGAGCUCCAGUUACUCAGGAAGUAGCAGCAACGCCUCUUCUGGAAAGGAUUCCAACUCUUCGAGCUCCAGUUACUCAGGAAGUAGCAGCAACGCCUCUUCUGGAAAGGAUUCCAACUCUUCGAGUUCAAGUUACUCAGGAAGUAGCAGCAACGCCUCUUCUGGAAAGGAUUCCAACUCUUCGAGCUCCAGUUACUCAGGAAGUAGCAGCAACGCCUCUUCUGGAAAGGAUUCCAACUCUUCGAGUUCAAGUUACUCAGGAAGUAGCAGCAACGCCUCUUCUGGAAAGGAUUCCAACUCUUCGAGCUCCAGUUACUCAGGAAGUAACAGCAACGCCUCUUCUGGAAAGGAUUCCAACUCUUCGAGCUCCAGUUACUCAGGAAGUAGCAGCAACGCCUCUUCUGGAAAGGAUUCCAACUCUUCGAGUUCAAGUUACUCAGGAAGUAAUAGCAACGCCUCUUCUGGAAAAGAUUCCAACUCUUCGAGCUCCAGUUACUCAGGAAGCAGCAGUGACGCUUCCUCUGGAAAGGAUUCCAACUCUUCGAGCUCCAGUUACUCAGGAAGCAGCAGUGACGCUUCCUCUGGAAAGAAUUCCAACUCUUCGAGCUCAAGUUAUUCAGGAAGUAAUAGCAACGCCUCUUCUGGAAAGGAUUCCAACACUUCGAGCUCCAGUUACUCAGGAAGUAGCAGCAACGCCUCUUCUGGAAAGGAUUCCAACUCUUCGAGCUCCAGUUACUCAGGAAGCAGCAGUGACGCUUCCUCUGGAAAGAAUUCCAACUCUUCGAGUUCAAGUUAUUCAGGAAGUAAUAGCAACGCCUCUUCUGGAAAGGAUUCCAACUCUUCGAGCUCAAGUUACUCAGGAAGUAGCAGCAACGCCUCUUCUGGAAAGGAUUCCAACUCUUCGAGCUCCAGUUACUCAGGAAGUAGCAGCAACGCCUCUUCUGGAAAAGAUUCCAACUCUUCGAGCUCCAGUUACUCAGGAAGCAGCAGCAACGCUUCUUCUGGAAAAGAUUCCAACUCUUCGAGCUCCAGUUACUCAGGAAGUAAUAGCAACGCCUCUUCUGGAAAGGAUUCCAACUCUUCGAGCUCCAGUUACUCAGGAAGCAGCAGUGACGCUUCCUUUGGAAAGGAUUCCAACUCUUCGAGCUCAAGUUACUCAGGAAGCAGCAGUGACGCUUCCUCUGGAAAGAAUUCCAACUCUUCGAGCUCAAGUUAUUCAGGAAGUAAUAGCAACGCCUCUUCUGGAAAGGAUUCCAACUCUUCGAGCUCAAGUUACUCAGGAAGUAAUAGCAACGCCUCUUCUGGAAAGGAUUCCAACUCUUCGAGCUCCAGUUACUCAGGAAGCAGCAGUGACGCUUCCUCUGGAAAGAAUUCCAACUCUUCGAGCUCAAGUUAUUCAGGAAGUAAUAGCAACGCCUCUUCUGGAAAGGAUUCCAACUCUUCGAGCUCAAGUUACUCAGGAAGUAGCAGCAACGCCUCUUCUGGAAAGGAUUCCAACUCUUCGAGCUCAAGUUACUCAGGAAGUAGCAGCAACGCCUCUUCUGGAAAGGAUUCCAAUUCUUCGAGCUCCAGUUACUCAGGAAGCAGCAGUGACGCUUCCUCUGGAAAGGAUUCCAACUCAUCGAGUUCAAGCUAUUCAGGAAGUAGCAGUAAUGCCUCCUCUGGAAAGGAUUCCAACUCUUCGAGCUCAAGUUACUCAGGAAGUAGCAGCAACGCCUCUUCUGGAAAGGAUUCCAAUUCUUCGAGCUCCAGUUACUCAGGAAGCAGCAGUGACGCUUCUUCUGGAAAGGAUUCCAACUCUUCGAGUUCAAGUUACUCAGGAAGUAGCAGCAACGCUUCUUCUGGAAAGGAUUCCAACUCUUCGAGCUCCAGUUACUCAGGAAGUAGCAGUAAUGCCUCCUCUGGAAAGGAUUCCAACUCUUCGAGCUCCAGUUACUCUGGAAGCAGCAGUGACGCUUCUUCUGGAAAGGAUUCCAACUCUUCGAGCUCCAGUUACUCAGGAAGUAAUAGCAACGCCUCUUCUGGAAAGGAUUCCAACUCUUCGAGCUCAAGUUACUCAGGAAGUAGCAGCAACGCCUCUUCUGGAAAAGAUUCCAACUCUUCGAGCUCCAGUUACUCAGGAAGUAGCAGCAACGCCUCUUCUGGAAAGGAUUCCAACUCUUCGAGUUCAAGUUACUCAGGAAGUAGCAGCAACGCUUCUUCUGGAAAGGAUUCCAAUUCUUCGAGCUCCAGUUACUCAGGAAGUAGCAGUAAUGCCUCCUCUGGAAAGGAUUCCAACUCUUCGAGCUCCAGUUACUCUGGAAGCAGCAGCAACGCCGCUUCUGGAAAGGAUUCCAAUUCUUCGAGCUCCAGUUACUCAGGAAGUAGCAGCAACGCCUCUUCUGGAAAGGAUUCCAACUCUUCGAGCUCAAGUUACUCAGGAAGUAGUAGCAACGCCUCUUCUGGAAAGGAUUCCAACUCUUCGAGCUCCAGUUACUCAGGAAGUAACAGCAACGCCUCUUCUGGAAAGGAUUCCAAUUCUUCGAGCUCCAGUUACUCAGGAAGUAGCAGCAACGCCUCUUCUGGAAAGGAUUCUAACUCUUCGAGCUCCAGUUACUCAGGAAGUAGCAGCAACGCCUCUUCUGGAAAGGAUUCCAACUCUUCGAGUUCAAGCUAUUCAGGAAGUAGCAGCAAUGCCUCUUCGAAUAAAAACAAUUCUAGCUCAUCAAGUGAUAGUAAUGCCUCUAGCAGUAGGAACUCUUCUUCCAACAAUAAUAGCUCCAACUCUUCUAGUGCCAGCAAUGCAUCGAGUAGCAGUAACUCUUCUUCUGAUGUUAAGAGCUCUAAAUAUUCAGCUAGUAGCAGCGAAGCAUCAAGCAACAGUAGUUCUUAUUCAUCAAGUUCCUCGUCCAAAAAAGGACAAUCUAGCUCCUAUUCUAGUUCGAACUCUAAGUCCAGCUCACAGUCAAGCAGUUAUGAAUCUAGGGAUGAAGACGGUUGUAACUAAUUCACUCUGAUAUUGGUUUAAAGUUAUCAAACUCUACUGAUAUUAACAUGUCGGUCAAUUUUACAACUGCAGUUGAUAUUAUUUUGAGAAAGAUUUUUUAAGCUUUAACAUUUGUACCCUUAUUUUGGCUUUAAAAUAAUUUUACGUCUCAUAUCUGAGCACAGCGUUUUUCUCCAAAGGAAACCCCUGGCAGAUAGUUUGUAGUAUUAGCUUAUUACGAAUUUUCAACUUUCUUUGUUUUGCAUACACUUUUUACGACAUCUCAGAGGUAAAAUGGAUGCAAUGUUAAUAUCAGUGUAGUUGAAAAUUACCAAUUGCUUAAUUCCGGUUCAAAGAUCAGCUAUUAGCAAGAAUUGAGGAUAGGCAUUUUGAAAUUAGGGAUAUUAAAUCAAUCAUUGGCAAUUGCUUGUUGCUGUAUCACCAUUAAUCCAUCAUCCUUUGUCUAGUAAACAUUGUUUAUUAUACAUUUCAUCAGUCUCUAAAAUAUUGUUAGAACACUUUGUAACAUUUUCAGCAUCGUUAACAUUAUAAUCAUUCGAACAAUAAUUGUACAUUAUCCAUACAUCAUUGUCCUUUUCGAAAUGUCUAUUCCUUUUUUCACUAAUAUUUUUAAAUAUUUCAGGCGUUGUUUAAAUUUUUAAAUUGUUAUUUUUUAAUAUUUUUCUUCAUUCUUUACCGUUGUCUAGAGUAUUACGUAUGGAAAGAUUGGAAAUAUCAAAAUCAAUUGCUAUUGUAACUCAGUUAUGGUACAUUUUCAUGGAACACUGAGAGAUUUUUUUACCACACAGGAGGUGAUAGUAAGUGAUUGCCACUUCCUACAGGCACCCAGAACAUCAAUGAAAUUGCAAAUGUCACGCCAGACUUUUAGAAAGGAAUAUGCUCUUUUCCUGAAGGUUUUAAUGGUGUACCUCUUAAGAAAUACUGAUGCUCGGAGUUGGUUCUAUAAUUUCUAUAAGCUGUCCGUGGAAGAAAGUACUGAAAGAAACGUACUCAGGUGGACCGUCACUCAUCCAGAUGGUCAUGAUGGAACUUUCUUGUGGCGGGUUGUAAGAGAAAGAAAUUUAGCAGCUGGUAAUAAUCUGAAUAGUUCCUCUGAAAACUCUCACACAUUUACUGCAUGAAUACUAAGUAACGAUAGAAUAUUACUACACGAACCUGUUCGCCCCACGACUGGGCAGAAUUUUCCCUGAUAAGGGAACAAUAUUACAUCACUAUUCCUUCACUUCACUUGACUACAUAAUUACUAUAGUUUUACUCUGUACUUAUGUCUCUUUCUCUUCUCUUGCUGCUUGCUCCUCUUGCAUGAUGUAAGUGUGACUUCCUUUGAGAUCUCUCACACCAAAAAUAUUGUUUGCUUAAAGAAACAGUAGUCUUACUCUGGUACAUUAUAUCACUUAUUAAAUUUUCUACAGUUAUGUGUACAGAUGACGUUUACAAAUUAGAAAAAUAAAAAAAAAAUAAAAAAAUUGUAAUACAAAAAUAUUUUGUAUCUAUGGUCAAAGCAUUGUAGACUGUAUUCUUUAACUUUUACGCAUUAAUUUACUUUAAUAUUAAGUCUUUAUUAACCAUCCUGCAUAUACUUAGAUAUAAAAAUAUCGUCAUCACCAUUUCAGCCAUUAUCCGUCCACUGCUGGACAUAGGCCUCUCCAUAGACUGCCAUAAGGAACGGUCCUGAGCCACCUGCAUCCACUGACUCCCUGCAAUGUAUUUGAAGAAGCAAUGUGUUUGGCUGCACGGAGUCGCCACUCAAGAAAUUUUAUUCUCCAUCGGUUAACAGUUCUUCGAGCUAUGUGACCAACCCAUUACCACUUCAGCUUGCUUACCCUUCGGGGUAAUAAUAUAUAAUAUAAAAAUGUGCUCUGUUUAAUAGAACUUAUAAAAAUAUAAAAAAAAAUAUAAUCAAUCGAUUGAACAUUUCGAUUGGUUACUAAAUUCACGUAGAGAGUGUUCCUAUGAAAAUCACGAUCUAUUACGUAUAUUAAGUUGAUCGAUGUCAUCGAUCGAUCGGUCAAUAAUGUAUCAUUUGUCUGUGUAUAUGUAAUAUUUCUAGAUAUUGUAAUUUUUCCAUGUUUGGCAUUAUAUAAUAUUUGUUUGGCUAUGAAUAAAUUUGAUGCAUUAUGUA
Galleria mellonella (greater wax moth) is the source of this 9028-nucleotide messenger RNA. RefSeq names its product serine-rich adhesin for platelets. The record is from RefSeq and is a predicted model, not a curated record. The coding region runs from base 88 to 6906 and encodes 2272 amino acids. The transcript has 6 exons. NCBI's taxonomy places the organism in Eukaryota, Metazoa, Arthropoda, Insecta, Lepidoptera, Pyralidae.